This is a messenger RNA of Pyrgilauda ruficollis (rufous-necked snowfinch), 1202 nucleotides long. Its product is annotated as protocadherin alpha-13-like. Gene Ontology annotation, cellular component: plasma membrane. The transcript is spliced from 2 exons. Lineage: Eukaryota; Metazoa; Chordata; Aves; Passeriformes; Passeridae. The record is from RefSeq and is a predicted model, not a curated record. The coding region runs from base 138 to 1202 and encodes 354 amino acids. Gene Ontology annotation, biological process: homophilic cell-cell adhesion. Gene Ontology annotation, molecular function: calcium ion binding.
CCGGCUGUGAGCGCGGGGGGGCGGCGCGGGCCGGGCAGCAGAGCCGGUGCGUGCGGGCGGCGGCGGGGAGCCGUGCGGGGCCCGGGCCGGGGCCGGCAGCCACAGCGGCGGCGGCGGCGGCGGCGGCGGCCGGGAGGAUGGGCGAGCGCUGUUGUGCGGCGGUGCUGCGGGUGCUGGUGCUGCUGCAGGCGGCCUGGGCGCUGGCGGGCGGGCAGGUGCGCUACUCGGUGCCGGAGGAAGCCAAGGCCGGCACGGUGGUGGGCCGUCUGGCGCAGGACCUGGGCCUGGAGGCGGGCGAGGCGGAGGCGCGGCGGCUGCGGCUGGUGGCGCAGGGCCGGCGGGCGAGCGUGGAGGUGAGCGGGGCGAGCGGCGCGCUGCUGGUGAGCUCGCGGCUCGACCGGGAGGAGCUGUGCGGCAAGAGCGCGCCGUGCGCGCUGCGCCUGGAGGUGCUGCUGGAGCGGCCGCUGCGCGUCUUCCAUGUGCAGCUGGAGGUCACCGACAUCAACGACAAUGCCCCCGUCUUCCCCGCCGCCCGCAAAAACCUCAGCAUCGCGGAAUUCACCACUCUGCCGGGGUCUCGUUUCCCGCUGGAGGGCGCGUCGGAUGCGGAUAUCGGAGCGAAUGCGCAGCUCUCCUAUACACUCAGUCCCAGCGAGCAUUUUAGAAUAGAGGAAGAAAACAGUAACUCUCGGAGUAAAUCCCUGUUUCUGGUACUCGCAAAGUCUUUAGACCGCGAGGCGAUUCCCGUGCACCGGUUGGUGCUGACAGCGAGUGACGGGGGCCGGCCGUCUCUGACGGGCACCAUGGAGCUGGUGAUCCUGGUGGUGGAUGCGAAUGACAACGCGCCCCAGUUCAACCAGUCGGUGUAUAAUGUACAUUUGUCUGAGGACGCUAUACAAGGCACGCUCGUGGCACAGAUGAACGCCACGGACCUGGACGAAGGAAGUAACAGAGAUGUGAAAUAUGAAAUCGAUACUGUUGUUCCCCCCUCUUCCUCAGAUUUAUUCAGCAUUGAUGAUAACACUGGGGAGAUCAGACUGACGGGCGCCCUGGACUUCGAGGUAGUUAAUUUAUACGACCUAAAUGUCAAGGCGACAGAUAAAGGGACGCCCUCGCUGUCGGGUCACUGCAAGGUGGUGCUGGAGGUGCUGGACGUGAACGACAACGCGCCGGAGGUUCUUGCGAGUUACCAGACGGCGUAA